Pyricularia pennisetigena is the source of this 1077-nucleotide messenger RNA. RefSeq lists its product as uncharacterized. Gene Ontology annotation, cellular component: proteasome regulatory particle; proteasome complex. Bases 1 to 1077 code for a protein of 358 amino acids. Gene Ontology annotation, molecular function: metallopeptidase activity; protein binding. The record is from RefSeq and is a predicted model, not a curated record. The transcript has 3 exons. NCBI's taxonomy places the organism in Eukaryota, Fungi, Ascomycota, Sordariomycetes, Magnaporthales, Pyriculariaceae. Gene Ontology annotation, biological process: proteasome-mediated ubiquitin-dependent protein catabolic process.
AUGCCGUCCACGACGGCAGAAACGCUGUCGCUUGUGACACGCAACGUCUCGGUUGCUCCUCUUGUCCUCCUCUCAGUCGUCGACCAUUACAACCGCGAAUCCGCAAACCAGACCAAGAACAAGCGAGUAGUCGGCGUGCUAUUAGGCCAGAACGACGGCAAGAAUGUACGGGUAUCCAACAGCUUUGCAGUUCCCUUCGAGGAGGAUGAAAAGAACCCUUCAGUCUGGUUCUUGGAUCACAACUACGUCGAAAGCAUGAACGACAUGUUCAAAAAGGUCAACGCGCGCGAAAAGCUGAUAGGAUGGUACCACUCCGGACCCAAGCUGCGCGCCUCCGACCUCGAGAUCAACGAACUGUUCAAGCGCUACACACCGAACCCACUACUGGUCAUUAUCGAUGUCCAGCCGAAGGAGGCCGGUGUCCCAACGGAUGCGUACUUUGCAGUGGACGAGAUCAAGGAUGACGGCACAGCGACCUCAAGAACCUUUGUCCACACCCCAUCAAUCAUCGAGGCCGAAGAGGCCGAGGAGAUCGGCGUCGAGCACCUCCUGCGCGAUAUCCGCGACGUGGCUGUUGGCACCUUGUCCACGCGGCUCACCAACCAGCUGCAGUCCCUCCAAGGCCUACACCUGAGGCUGCGAGACAUCCAGGCGUACCUGCAAAAGGUGUUGGACGGUGACCUGCCCGUUAAUCACGCCAUCCUGGGCAACCUUCAGGACGUCUUCAACCUUCUUCCCAAUCUUUCGACGCCCAGCGGUGGCAAGGGCAGCGGCGACGGCGGGCUGGAGCACGCCAUGGCGGUCAAGACCAACGAUCAGCUCAUGAGCAUCUACCUAAGCAGCUUGAUCAGGGCCAUCACGGCCUUCCACGACCUGAUUGAGAACAAGAUCCAGAACCGACAGCAGCAGGAGGAGAAGGAGGCGGCCAAGAAGGAGGGCGAGAAGGACGCCAAGGAAGCGAGCGACAAGAAGGAGGACGGCAAGGGCGCCGUCAACGGCGUCAACGGGGAUGGUUCUGCGAAGGAGGGCGCGUCUGAAAAGGACAAGGAGGCAGGGUCGAAGGAUAAGAAGAAAUAG